AUGGGUGUCCUCUUCUCGACACUUUUCGGAGGACUUUUCGGCUCCAAGGAGGUUCGAAUACUCAUCCUAGGUCUGGACAAUGCAGGCAAAACGACGAUAUUGUAUCGGCUUCAAGUGGAUGAUGUCGUAGAGACCAUACCAACCAUCGGCUUCAACGUAGAGACGAUACAAGUGAAAAAUGUGAAGCUACAGGUGUGGGACUUGGGUGGCCAGAGCAGCAUUCGGCCCUAUUGGCGGUGUUAUUACCCCAACACCAACGGUAUCGUUUACGUGGUGGACUCGGCUGAUCGAGACAGAUUAGAAGAUGCUCGGCGGGAAUUGAGCAAUUUGCUUGAAGAAGAGGAGCUCAAGGGUGUCGCCUUACUGGUAUUUGCUAAUAAGCAGGAUUUGCCGAACGCCAUGACCAGCGUGGAAGUCUCUGAGGGCCUUGGGCUCACUCAAAUUAGAUCUCGCCAAUGGGCGAUACAUCAAGCCAGUGCUGUACGAGGUGAUGGCAUCAAAGAAGGUUUAGACUGGUGCGAACUGCCUCCGUCUCUCGAAAAUGUUGGUGAAUGUUAUGUCGGCAUCGUGAUGCCCCCUCAAUGA
Perkinsus marinus ATCC 50983 is the source of this 585-nucleotide messenger RNA. Its product is annotated as ADP-ribosylation factor, putative. NCBI's taxonomy places the organism in Eukaryota, Perkinsozoa, Perkinsida, Perkinsidae. Gene Ontology annotation, cellular component: Golgi apparatus; cytoplasm. The record is from RefSeq and is a predicted model, not a curated record. The transcript has 6 exons. Gene Ontology annotation, molecular function: GTPase activity; GTP binding. The coding region runs from base 1 to 585 and encodes 194 amino acids. Gene Ontology annotation, biological process: intracellular protein transport; vesicle-mediated transport.